Molecule: messenger RNA, 3885 nt
Organism: Dictyostelium purpureum
Lineage: Eukaryota; Evosea; Eumycetozoa; Dictyosteliales; Dictyosteliaceae
Exons: 2
Coding region: 1-3885 (1294 amino acids)
Biological process (GO): rRNA catabolic process
Cellular component (GO): cytoplasmic exosome (RNase complex)
Molecular function (GO): 3'-5'-RNA exonuclease activity; RNA binding
Source: RefSeq, a predicted model, not a curated record
AUGACAAUAUUAAAUAAUAAUGAUAUAAAUCAAAGGGGUAUAAUAAAUAAGGAGAUAGAAGAAUCUUUUACAUUAUUUUUUCCAAAGAAAUUGGCAUCUGGUGAUGGAAUUUCAUAUAUAUCCAAAGAACAGUAUUUAAGAAAUGAUAUAACUUGUAGGAAUAAUCAAUGUGAAAAAUGUAAAGAUAAUAUACUAUUGCAACUUAAUAGCCAGCAACAGAGCAAUGUAGCAAAUGUUAAUCAAGAUGUCGAUAGCCAGUCAUUGAAGGGUAAUCAGUUAUUAUUACAGAUGGGCCCAUCAAAUGUAAAACAAGAUAUCAUUAUUCCAGAUGUUUCGACGAUUAUAGACUAUUUAGAAGUUUUAGAACUACCAGAUACAACUUUAAGAAAUAUAGUUGUGUUGGAGACCAUCUAUAAAUAUGUACAAUAUAAUUCUGGACCAAAGCAUUUCGAAAGAGUAAAGUCAUUCGUCAAUCUUGCAGAACGUAGUAGUUGCUUCUUUAGUAAUGAGCUUUUUAUAGAAACAUUUUUAGACAGAAAUGAUCAAGAUUCAGUGUUAACCCAUCAAAAUAAAUUAAUCUGUAAAGCAGUAGAGUGGUAUACAAAUCAUUUUGACUCAUCCAAGUAUAGAGUGGUCUUGGUGUGUGGCGAUCCAUCAUCAGACGAAUCAAGCUCAUUAUAUAAUAUUGCAAAAUCAAAAUCACUGAAUGUGGUAUCUUUAUUGGAGUACUUGGAGUUAUUAAAUGGUGAUAAAAAAUCCAGUGAUAAUAAUAAUAAUAAAGAGUUGUUAGAGUUAUAUGAUUCAAUUACACAAUUAUUACAGGCUAAAAAAGAACAACAAUUAGAGAAUACAACCAAUGGUUCAGCUUCAAAUACAUUGUUCACUAGAUAUUUAAAUGACGAUGUUUUACAGGCCGAGUUAAAGUCUGGUAAUAUUGUAAGUGGUAAAAUACAUUACAAUUCACACAAUAGGGAAGAGGCAUUCGUAAAGAUAUCAAGCUCCUCAGGAAUUGCAACCAACCAAACUAAUGCAAGCUUUUAUGGAGAUAAGGUUAUGAUUAUUGGUAAAUUUAAUCAAAAUCGUUCGAUUCAUGGGGACAAGGUUGGUGUGGCUCUUUUACCAGAGUCUGAGUGGAUACCCUAUGAUUCAUCAAUUAAAUUAGACUAUUCAGAUGAGGAAGAACAAGAGCCCAGUGGAGCUUUAGAUUCAGAAGAAAAUAACAAAGUUUCUAAUCAAGACUUAAAAAUCCCAACAGGUAAAGUUAUUGGUGUGUUUCAAAGAAAUUGGAGAGAUUAUGUUGGUACUGUCGAAAAAAAUACCAAUUCAUUUACAAAUUUUGUGAUGGUCGUGCCAUUCGAUUGGAGAAUACCAAUCAUUAAAGUACCAACAAAAAACCCAGCUCAAUAUAUUGGUAAAAGAUUAAUUGUUAGAAUCGAUAACUGGGAUCUAAAUUCGAAAUCUCCAAUGGGCCAUUACGUUUCUACAAUUGGCGAGUCAGGUAGUCUAGAGACUGAGCUCCAAGCAUUGAUGGUAGAGCACGACAUCUCAUUAAAACCAUGGCCAACAUCUAUAUUAAAAUGCUUACCAGAGUCGUCAGAAGAAGCACCUUGGCAAAUACCAAAAGAAGAAUUCAAGUAUCGUAGAGUACUUAAUGACCAUCACACCAUGAGUAUAGAUCCAUUGGGAAGUAAAGAUAUUGAUGAUGCAAUCUCUAUUGGAUAUCCAUCCGACGAUAUUAUUGAAGUGGGGGUUCAUAUUGCUGAUGUAUCAUUUUUUGUAAAGGAGGGUUCAGCAUUAGAUAUCGAAGCUCGUCGUCGUGGCACUACAAUCUAUUUACCAGAUCGUCGUUUUGACAUGUUACCAGCAGUACUUAGCGAGGAUGUCUGUUCACUCAGAGGAGGUUUUCCACGUUGCGCAAUGAGUUGCAUUUGGCAAUUUAAGAGAGGAACUUGCGAAAUUAUAAAUACAUGGUUUGGUCGUACUAUUAUUCAUUCAUCAGGCGAACUUCAUUACCAAUUGGCUCAAGAUAUUAUUAAUGGUGUUGUUGUAGAUGGAAAAGAUAAAGAUACCGAUGUUACCAAUGGCGGAAAGAAUGCCGGCUACCGUAAUCGUGUUUUCAAUGGUCUAAAAAUUAGUGACAUUAAAAAGGAUUUGAUCAAUUUACGUACAAUUUUCCGUUUAUUAAAAAAGAAUCGUGAAGAUAAUGGUGCAUUGGAUUUAGAAAGUAUAGAGGUUAGAUUUCAAUUCAAUCAAGAUGCUCCAGGUAAACCAGAAAAAAUUGUCCUAAAAAAUGAUUUAGAGAUCCACUCUCUUGUUGCCGAAUACAUGAUUUUAGCAAAUUCAUCAGUAGCUUCAAAAAUUUAUUCAUCAUUUCCAUCAUCAUCAUUACUUCGUAGACAUCCAAAACCAAACCAAAUUAAUUUUGAAUCAAUUAAACCUUUAUUUAAUUUAUGUGGUUUUGAUUUAAACACUAAAACAAAUAAAGAAUUAGCAGAAUCAUUAAGUGAAGCUAAGGAUAGCAAUGACCAUUUCAUCAAUCAAAUUUUAAAAUUAAAAACAGUAAAUAUCGUAUCAGAAGCUGUUUAUUUCUCUACCGGUUCAAUUAAUGUAAACGAGUUCUACCAUUAUGGUUUGGCACUUGAUAAAUACACACAUUUCACAUCACCAAUUCGUCGUUAUUCAGAUAUCAUAGUACAUAGACAAUUAUGGAACUCAUUAACUCAAAAUGGUCAACCUGGUAAUUUUAACCCAUACGAUAACUAUUCAAUGACAAAUUUAACAGAUCACCUUAAUAUUAGACAUAGAGCCUCAAAGACAGUUCAAAGAGAUGCUACCGAGUUGUUCCAAAGUUUAUAUUUCCAAUUAAAGCCAAAAGAAAAAGUGGAAGCUAUCAUCACCGAUAUUAGAUCCAAUGGUAUUGUUGUAUAUGUUCCAGAAUUUGGUCUUAGAUCAAGAGUUUUCCUAAUUAAAGAGUCCGAGUAUCUCGUUUCACCAGGAACUGUUUUCCCAGAGUCAUAUGGUAGUGUCACCAAAAUCGAUUUCAAUGAUUUAAAUUUAAAAAUUCACCUUUCAAAACAUUCAGAACCAAUUGUAUUAUCAGUUUUUGAUCACAUUAAAGUCAAUAUUCAUACUGAAGAUAAUAAUUAUCAUUUACCACCAAUCAAAUUAGAUUUAAUAGAGAUUAUCGAAAAGAAAAAACAACAGACACAACAACAAUCAAAUAAAAUUAAAAAAAUUAAAUCAGAUACCACUUCUAAAGAUCAACCAUCAUCCAUAUCAAAUGAUUCAAGCGAUAUAAAAUCAUUCAAAGAUAAAAAAUCAUUAAUUGAAGAAAUUAAAAAGACCGAAAAAGAUUUAAAGAAGGAUUCUGAUGUUUUAUUGGAUCCAAACUCCAAAGAAUAUAUUCAAUCAAAUGAAACCAAUAUUUUUAAUUUAGUUUCACAAUUUUCAAAUUUAAAUUUAAUUCAAGAGAAUGGAUCAAGAAUCAAUUAUAAUUUAGGAAAAAACAAACAACAACAACAGCAAUCACAACAACAACAACAAAAACAAUCUUUACCAAAUCAAUCAAAUAAAAAACAACCAUCAACAACAAGUGUAUCAAUAGCAGAUAAAGAUAAAAAACAAAAACAGGGUCCAUUAAAACUAUGGAGAAUGACAGAAGAGGAAAUUAAAGAAUAUAAAAGAAAAUCAGAUAAGGAGCUUAGAGAUUCUAUUAGUAAUAAAUAUAAAUCAACAAAUUCAGAUGGUGGCACGGAUAAUAGUGAUACUGCAUAUAUGAUGGGUCCAGAUUUAUCAGUCAAGCAAAAAUAUGGAUAUGAAAUUAAUAAAGCUGAAAGGGAUUUAAAAAAAGCUCACAUCCAAGAAAUGAAAUCAAGAAGAAAAUAA